Molecule: messenger RNA, 1551 nt
Organism: Mercurialis annua (annual mercury)
Lineage: Eukaryota; Viridiplantae; Streptophyta; Magnoliopsida; Malpighiales; Euphorbiaceae
Exons: 11
Coding region: 171-1448 (425 amino acids)
Biological process (GO): proteolysis
Molecular function (GO): metallocarboxypeptidase activity; zinc ion binding
Source: RefSeq, a predicted model, not a curated record
UUUCCAAUAACAAUUUGACAAAACCGCACUCUCUCUCUCUCUCUCUCUUCGUCAUUGCCACCAUUGACACUUUAAACAGAACAAGUCUUGUGUUUGAAUCUUUGCUUUUGUUUUGCCCAACAAAACUAAAAUGAAAAUUUUGACAUGAGAACAUUCUUCAUCGGAAUCUUAUGGCUUCUGUCUUCUCUCUUCUCAUAUUUUUCUUCGUUGCUGCUCUUUCAUCUUUCAUUUGUAAAUCUAACGAUUUCAAUUUGACCCCUAUCAAUCAUGAUCUCUACCAUUCUAGUGUUGAUUUGUUGGAGCAGAUUAAGGCAUUGGUCCACCGUCACCCAGAUAAACUCACAGUGGAGACAAUUGAUACAAGAAAUAAAGGUUACCAAGCACAGAUCACAGUAGUUACUUAUUGCAGAAGUGGCAAAGAGAGUGAUGACAGGUCUAAGUUUCGGAUCCUUCUUAGUUUUGGGCAGCAUGGGAGGGAGCUCAUUACAUCAGAACUUGCAUUGCGGAUCUUGUCUAUCUUAAGCGAAGAGCAGUUUUUGCCCAAUAUAAACUUGGCUUCCUUAAAUAGUACUCUUGACAACCUUGUUAUAAAGGUUGUACCCGUGGAAAAUUUGAAUGGUCGGAGAAGUGUUGAAGAAGGGCAUCUUUGUGAGAGGAGAAACGGAAGAGGAGUUGAUCUUAACCGGAAUUGGGGUGUUGAUUGGGGUAAAAAAGAGAAGGAUUAUAACCCAUAUGAAGAGAAUCCCGGCACUUCUGCUUUCAGUGAGCCUGAAACUCAAAUAAUGCGGAAACUUGCCCUAUCAUUUGAUCCACACAUAUGGGUUAAUGUGCAUUCUGGAAUGGAGGCUUUAUUUAUGCCAUAUGACCACAAGAACACAACCCCAGAUGAAUCACACUCAUGGCAUAUGCGGUCUUUACUUGGUGUACUAAACCAAGCUCAUUGUCACGAGCGUUGCAUGAUUGGUUCUGGAGGAGGUUCUGUUGGAUAUCUUGCGCAUGGGACUGCCACAGAUUACAUGUAUGACAUUGUAAAAGUGCCUAUGGCUUUUACUUUCGAGAUAUAUGGAGAUGGGACAGCCUCACCAAAAGACUGCUUUAAAAUGUUCAAUCCAGUUGAUCUCGCUACCUUUAAUAGAGUUCUCAAUGAUUGGUCUGCUGCAUUUUUCGCGAUUUUUAGACUGGGACCGCUCCAACUAGAUGAUACCCAAUCAAAGGCCGUGACGUCCAGAAUGGACAAGUGGGUAUCCAUAGACGAGUAUCUUGAUGGGUACUUGAUGGAAAGAAGAAACAGAUAUGGUAAGAAAAUGGAAGUGCUUGAUGUUGGGAUGCAGGAGAUAAGAACAUAUUUUAGGCUCUUCUUGUUAUCCUCAGUUUUGUUGUUAUUCAUGUUCUGUUCUAGAAUUUCAAAAGCCAAGUCUAGACCUAUUGUUUCAGCUGUUCCCCUCUAACUGUGUAUGAUUCUUGAUGUGCAAGACACAUUUUAGGUUUGGAUUUUGUAAUUAAACAGCAUUCUUUUUCCACAAAGAAAUAGGUAUUUUUGUCUUCAAUGAA